Messenger RNA from Passer domesticus (house sparrow), 9679 nucleotides. RefSeq names its product myomesin 1 (gene MYOM1). Gene Ontology annotation, molecular function: protein binding. The coding region runs from base 177 to 5549 and encodes 1790 amino acids. Lineage: Eukaryota; Metazoa; Chordata; Aves; Passeriformes; Passeridae. The record is from RefSeq and is a predicted model, not a curated record. The transcript has 40 exons.
GUGCUUACCCCUCGUCCUAACUACCUCUUUCUUUGCUGGCUUCAUUGUUGCUGUAUUUUUGUCCUAUUCAUCCAUUUGGGAGCUCUUCCAUUUGCUGUCAUUCAUUUGGAUCCUGACAUUAUCCUGUUUAUUUGCACCAAGAGAAGAGCAGUGAAACCCAAAAUUUGAAGGCACCCAUGAUGUCUUUACCGUUCUACCAAAGACACCACGAGCACUAUGACCGUGCGUACCGCCACAAAGCGCUGUCCUCCACUGUGAGCCAGUACCAAAAGGAGACAAAGAGCAAAUCUGCUGUGUAUGCUCAAGGAUCUGCAGCUUACACCAGGGGCUCCGCAGCCUAUCGCCACUCGUCUGCAGCAGGCUUCAGCCUUGACUCCUCAGCAGCUUACAGCCAUGGCUCUUCAGCCUACGACCUCGACUCGGCGGUCUACAGCCAUGGAUCCACAGCCUACGACCGCUCUGCCACGCAAAGCAAGAGAUCUGCUGCCUACAGCCUUGACUCUGAGUCCCUCAGCACCAGCUCAGCUGCCUACAGCCAUGCAUCUGAAUCCAUCAACAAGCUGGCUGCAGCCUACAGGCUGGGGUCUGAAGCCUACAGUUUUGGACUGAAGAAUUCCAACUUAAUGAUAGAAGAUCAGUCCUAUAAGAUGAGUCCCAAAGCAAAGAGAGCAAAACAGAGUUUGAUAUCAGAGGACAAAGAAAACGAAGCCUUAGACUACUCGGUGCCCAUAUUCACAGGACGACAAGUGAAUAUCAGUGGUAUCACAGACACUGAAGAAGAGAGAAUCAAAGAAAGUGCCGCAUAUGUUGCCAAGAGGAACCUUUUUGCCACAGGGGAAGGAGUUAGUGUCAGCAAGGUGGCCAAGACAACUUCUGAAGAGGAGCAUCACGAAAAAAAAUCAAGGAAAGUGGCGAUCCGGGAGUCUGCUGAACGUGUAGCCAUGAAGAAAACGCUAGAAGAGACUCAGGCAUUCCAUAGGAAGUUGAAUCAAGAUAAACUCUUACAUCCUCCUGAGUUUAUCAUUGAGCCUCGUUCCCACACUAUCUGGGAAAAGGAAAAUGUUCGAUUUAAUUGUUCUGUGGCUGGCUGGCCAGAACCCCGUGUUACAUGGUACAAGAAUAAUGUGCCCAUUGAUGUACAGGCUCACCCGGGCAAGUAUAUCAUUCAAAGUCGAUAUGGGCUGCACUCCCUGGAGAUUACCGAAUGUGACUUUGACGACACUGCCCAGUACCAUGCCUCUGCUAUGAAUGUCAAAGGAGAAGUUUCAGUUUAUGCUUCCCUCGUGGUAAAGAGGUACAAAGGAGAAAUUGACGCAAGUCUUUUGCAUGCUAGAAAUCUUUCCCUCUCUCCAUUUGCUGUUACCCCUCAUGGCUAUGCUUCCAGGUUUGAAAUCAGCUUUGUCGACAAGUUUGAUGUAGCCUUUGGGAGAGAAGGGGAAACAAUGAGUCUGGGCUGCACAGUUGUCAUCAAUCCUGAUAUCAAGCGCUUCAAACCAGACAUUGAGUGGUACAGAAAUGGUGUUCCUAUCACACCAUCCAAAUGGGUCCAGAUGCAGUGGAGCGGGGAGCGAGCUUCUCUGACACUGACUCAUGCCAACAAGGAAGAUGAAGGUCUUUACACGCUCCGAGUGGCGAUGGGAGAGUACUAUGAGGAGUACAGUGGUUAUGUCUUUGUUCGAGAUGCUGAUGCUGAAAUCCCUGGAGCCCCUGGAGCACCACUAGAUGUGCAGUGCUUAGAUGCCAACAAAGAUUAUGUCAUUGUCUCCUGGAAGCAACCCGCUGUCGAUGGAGGAAACCCCAUCCUUGGAUAUUUCAUUGACAGGUGUGAGGUUGGCACCUCCCACUGGACCCAGUGCAAUGAGAAUCCCGUGAAGUUUGCUCGUUUUCCUGUCACUGGUCUGAUUGAAGGCCGUUCCUAUAUUUUCCGAGUCCGAGCUGUGAACAAGGCUGGUGUCAGCCUGCCGUCCCGGGUGUCAGAGCCUGUGGCUGCUCUGGAUCCUGCAGACAGAGCCAGGCUUAAAAGUCACCCUUCUGCUCCUUGGACUGGACAGAUUAUUGUGACUGAGGAAGAACCUGCAGAGGGUGUUGUUCCUGGUCCCCCCACAGACCUCCAAGUUAUUGAGGCCACCAAGAACUAUGUUGUGCUUAGCUGGAAACCUCCUGGACAGCGGGGCCAUGAGGGUAUCAUGUACUUUGUGGAAAAGUGCGUUGCUGGCACAGAGGACUGGCAAAGGGUGAACACCGAGAUCCCUGUGAAGUCCCCUCGCUUUGCAGUUUUUGAUUUGUCUGAAGGCAAAUCCUACUGCUUCCGAGUUCGCUGCUGCAAUUCUGCUGGAAUCGGUGAACCCUCAGAAGCAACUGAAGCCACUGUAGUGGAUGACAAACUCGAUAUUCCCAAAGCUCCCGGCCGUAUUAUGCCAACUAGGAACACAGACACUUCAGUUGUUGUCACUUGGACAGAGCCCCCAGAUGCCAAGGAGCUGGUUGGGUACUACAUUGAGUCAAGUGUGGAGGGAUCUGGUCGUUGGGAACCAUGUAACAACAAUCCAGUGAAAGGAACAAGAUUCGUUUGCCAUGGGCUCAGCACUGGUGAGAAGUACAUUUUCAGAGUCAGAGCUGUGAAUGCAGCGGGACUCAGUGAAUUUUCACAGGAAUCAGAACCUAUAGAGGUGAAAGCAGCCAUUGGGGGAGGAUUGCAUCAUGGUGUGUGUCCUGAACUGAGUGGUAAAGCUGCUGGACUAACAGACCGCACUACCAGCUGGGAAGGCAUGCAUGGGGCCUCCCAGCCUAUCUUUGACACAGAUGCUUUGCUAAAAUGCAAUGCUAAAUUUAAUAGAGAGACACUGCCCAGUAGCUGUGGCAAAUUGGGGAGUACAGGAGACAGUAACACGAGAGGAAUGGUUAAGGACCCUGUCACAUCUGCACCACAAAAAGUUGCUGCUAAGCAGGCAAGUAAGUCUCGACCCGGGGAUCUUUUGACAGUGGAAAAAGUUACAAAGAAGAAAGAUACAGCUGCUCCAUCUCCACCUUACGACAUCGUGGUACUCGAGAGUGUUCGCGACUCGAUGGUGCUGGGAUGGAAACAGCCUGAAGCCAUUGGUGGAACUGAAAUCACCGGCUACUACGUGAACUACAGGGAAGUGGUUGAUGGAGUUCCUGGGAAAUGGAAGGAGGCCAACAUUAAGGCUGUUACUGAGAGGGCAUACAGGAUCCAAAACCUGAAGGAAAACAUGGUGUACCAGUUCCAGGUGGCUGCUGCUAACCUGGCAGGGGUUGGGGCACCCUCCAAACCCAGCAAGCCCUUCAAAUGUGAAGAGUGGACCAUUGCUGUGCCCGGGCCACCCCAUGAUGUCAAAUGCACAGAAGUUAGGAAAGACUCUCUGGUUUUACUGUGGAAGGAACCAGUUUAUUCUGGUCGCAGCCCCAUAGUUGGUUAUUAUGUUGAUAUGAAGGAAACUGAAGCAAAGGAGGAACACUGGAGAAGUGUCAAUGAGAAGCCCCUUCAAAAGAAAUUCUUGAAGAUUGGUGGCCUGACACAAGGUGUGAGCUACGUGUUUCGUGUGCGGGCAACAAACCAGGCUGGUGUUGGGAAGCCAUCAGAUGUCACAGAUGCUGUCAUAGCAGAAACACGACCAGGAACCAAGGAAGUGGUGGUUGAUGUAGAUGACAAUGGCGUAAUUUCCUUGAACUUUGAAUGUGAUCAGAUGUCUCCAGACUCUAAGUUCAUUUGGUCCAAGAAUUAUGAACCAAUUGAGGAUGACCCUCGACUGAACAUCGAUACCAAAGGCGGAAAGUCAAAACUUUCCUUUAAGGAUCUUGGAGAAGAUGAUCUGGGAAUUUACUCUUGUAUUGUUACAGACACUGAUGGAGUUUCAUCAAGCUACACAAUUGAUGAGGAAGAAAUGAAACGCCUGCUUGCUCUGAGCCAUGACCGCCAAUUCCCAACUGUCCCACUUAUCUCUGAGUUGGCAGUGGAAAUCUUGGAAAAAGGAGAAGUGAGAUUCUGGCUGCAAGCUGAAAAACUGUCUGGCAAUGCAAAGGCCAAUUUUGUAUUUAAUGAUAAGGAGAUUUUCAAUGGAGAGAAAUAUAAAAUGAAGGUGGACAAGAAUACCGGCCUUAUUGAAAUGAUUAUGGAUAAACUUGAGGAGAAGGAUGAAGGCACUUACACGUUCCAGCUGCAGGAUGGAAAAGCAACCAAUCAAUCUAGUCUUGUCCUCAUUGGUGAUGUAUUCAAGAAGCUACGGGAUGAAGCAGAUUUCCAGAGAAAAGAGUGGCACAGGAAACAAGGUCCUCAUUUCGUGGAUAAACUGGGAUGGGAAGUUACUGAUGAGUGUAAUGUGAUGUUGAAAUGUAAGGUGGCUAAUAUUAAGAAGGAAACACACAUUGUAUGGUACAAAGAUGACAGGGAGAUAAUGGUAGAUGAAGAACAUGACUUUAAGGAUGGCGUGUGUACUCUCCUGAUAUCAGAGUUUUCUAAGAAAGAUGCUGGCACAUAUGAAGUCAUACUGAAGGACGACAGAGGAAAGGACUCCAGUGAGCUGAAGCUCAAGGACACAGCUUUUGCAGAUCUGAUGAAUGAAGUAUGCAGAAGGAUUGCUUUAUCUGCAACAGACCUGAAAAUCCAGAGCACAGCUGAGGGUAUCAGACUGUACUCCUAUGUUACUUAUUAUGUAGAAGAUUUGAGAGUAGGCUGGGUGCACAAUGAUACUCAGAUUAAGUUCACGGACCGGAUGAGGACUGGUGUCACCGGGGAGCAGAUCUGGUUGCAGAUCAAUGAGCCCACUCCACAGGACAAAGGCAGAUACAUAAUGGAACUCUUUGAUGGCAACACAACGCACAAAAAGACCGUGGAUCUUUCUGGACAAGCCUUUGAUGAAGCCUUUGCUGAGUUCCAGAGACUAAAGCAAGCUGCGAUUGCAGAGAAAAAUCGUGCACGGGUACUUGGAGGUUUGCCCGAUGUUGUCACCAUCCAGGAGGGCAAGGCACUUAAUCUUUCUUGCACUGUCUGGGGAGAUCCCACCCCAGAGGUCUCAUGGCUGAAGAAUGAAAAGUCAUUUGUAUCAGAUGCCAAUUGCAUCCUGAAGUUUGAGUCUGGAAAAAAUGUCAGCUUUUCCAUUUCUACUGUGUCCACACAAGACUCUGGGAAGUACAGCAUUGUGGUGAAGAACAAGUACGGCACAGAGACCAGCGACGUCACUGUGAUUGUGAUGCCUGUGUCAGAGCAGACUGACACAGUCCAAGGACACAAUCAAAAUAAUAAAACUGUAUCUAAAAAGAAAAAAGCAAUGACAGCAAGCAAGCAGAAGGAAGGGGGAAAGAAAGAUGUUAUUAAGCCACAUGUAGAAGAAAUUACUGCUACAGAAGAGACACCUGAUCCAAAUGAAAUACCCCCUUUGGAAACGGAAAAGGAUACAAAAAGCAACCAGCAAGCAGCAAAGAAGACUGCUGGAAAGGCAGGAGUAGCAGAAAAAGUUCCUCAACCCACAGAAAGUUUGGAUAGGCAGGGAAAGAAACCACCAGAAAAAGCAGCCUUGAGUAAACCCCACUGAACUUCAAUGAAGAAUGUGAUCCUGUCACCAACAGGACAAUAAGUUCAACCUGAGAUUUCAUGAGUGGCAUCUUAACCAUAAUAUUUUAACACGGAAGUUUAUGAAUAGGUUUUUUUGUGUAACAUUCUUAAUAUUUCCAGACUCUAAAUUUAAAUGCAUAGUAGAUGGGCACUUCAGUACCAGAUAAUGGCACUGCACUGCAGCAAUUUCUAAGUAUCUGAACAAUGAUACAUGUAUUGUCAAUGAGAAUUUAGUUACUAAAAAAUGUCCAUUAUAAGCAGAGUUCACUAGAGCAAAUCCUGUCCAGAACUGACAUAUUUACUACAGUGUAAAGGAAUGUAGGUAUCAGUUACAUGGAUGUGUUAAUCAAUAUUUAUAGGCCAUCACAGCUUGAGGCAGAUGCUGCUUGUUUUUUCAAGGAAAUGAUCUAUACAGUCCUCUUCAUGCCAUGUGGGUUCUGCUUUUCCCCAUGACCAGUUUGGCCACAGUGGAAGAUCUACAAAAACAGAACCAUCUCCUAUGGAUGCAGGGGGUGGGGCGGGCAUAAGUCAUUUUCUUUUGAUCCAAGUUUCUUUCAUGCAAACCCUUUUCAUCAGGUGGAUCAGGACUACAUCAGGCCAUUUCUUAUCACCAAGACUCACAUGACUGCUUUCCAGUCCUCUCCAUUUCAUUAAUUCCCUUAAAGCCUUCAUAAGUUACUGUGGAUAAAGCAUUAACCCAUGAAGCACCAGCUGCCCCCCAAAUGCUAAUUUUCCUCCACAGUUUUUGCCACAGCACUCACAUUUCUGAUAAACCCACUGCUCUUCUUCCUCAGUGGCUCAGCCCAAGACUAUCCCUUCAUCCACUCACUAUCAUCAAAUCCACUGGUUCUAAUAAGGGAGUGUAGCUUCAUGGUCAUGUAAGUAAGGAAUAAACUCAAGGCAAGAAUCUCUGCAUUAAAUCAUUGCUGUGCUCAUUCACAUUCACUACUGUGUUCAUUCACAUGUUUAUGCACUGAGGAUACAGGAAAAUAUGACUCAUUUGCAAAUGCUUAGAUACCAUGAAAGAAGCAGAGUUCAAGCUGAAAAACAAACCAAUAAAAAUAAAGGUCAGAAUUUAUUUUGUUGCUAUGUAAGCUAAGUUCGACUUUAAAGUGACCAGAAGUUAUAAAACAUAAGAAAUUAAAAUAAGAUAUUUUAAUUACUAGGAAAAUAGUCACAUUGUUUUCAACUUUAAGAAGGCUCAAUCAUAUUGUAUUGUCUUUUUCCAGCUGGAUUAUUGAUGAAAGGUCACUGAAUUCCAUUGGUGUUGGAAUACCAAUGGAUACAUUACUGAUGUAGAAAUACUGAAAACACCAGAAAUACCUGUUUCUAAUCCAUCCUUACAGAACUGUUAGCAUAAGAAAGCAAAGAGUCUCAAUAGCACGUAAAUGCAGAGAAGUCAAGACACUGAUAUCCCAGAUGAGAAGAAUUUAAUUUUCUUCUAAAUUCCAAUAGGAUUCUAUUAAACUCUUUAAAACCAAGAGAAAUUUUCUGGCUGGACAAAAUACUGGAUAGAACACUUAUAUGUAGGCAAGCAGAGUAAUAAUGUUCCUGUAAAUAAUGUAAAGCGUUUAAAUAACUUGGAUGGUCCCUAGUGAGUGACAGAAGGAUGUAGGAUGCAAGAGAAAAAAUUGUAGAAAUCAAAAUACUGACAUCUACACAAAAUGGUGUUGGGAGAAACUUAAAAGCAGACUGAACUACAACUAAAAUCAUCCAACAACACUUAGGUACUGUUUGACAUUAAGCUCGACUCAGUUCUCCAUCACAUCUUUUUCUAAAUCUAUGUAUUAUAGCCCAGCAGUGAAGACAUAAGUCCUUCAGAGAAAUGCAGUAAGGAGCAUUUCCAUGGCAGGACACCCCAAUGCAAAUGUACAAAUGUACACCCAAAUGUAAUUUCUCAUGCAAUUAUUACAGAAAAUUAUAAAUGUCUAGAGAUGUGCAAUUCUAGCACUCUGUCAGAGUUACAGAGAGUGUCCCUUCAAAAGCAGUAGAAAGCUGCAGGUUGUUUCACAUAAUCUCACACACACAUUUUGCCAUGGCAAUUAUUUCAAGCUGCCUUACAUCUGUAAAGAUCCAUCACCUCUCAGAGCUCCUUCGGGUGGGGAGCCUGUCUGCCACGAACACCAACGGCAGUGAAUAAGUUAUAUAUAGAACAGACUGUUCCACUGAGAGCCUGAUCCAAUUCCUGCAAAAUGCCGCAGGGGUCUCUGCAUUAGCUUUAAUAGAAAUCAAGCUAGAGCUCAGAAAAAUGUUCUAAAAAUGUCCCAAAUUUCAGAUUAAAAAGGCCAUUUUUCUCACUAUGAAGCCAAUUGCAGAUUUCUCUUUUGUGUCAUUGUAGCAGAAUCAGGUCUUAGCUUUUUGCUGCAAGAGAAAUCACUGUUUUCCUGAUAUUUCAAUUAAAACCUACUGGAAAUAGCUUUAAAAUUUUCAACUAAGAUGCACUAGAGGUAGGGGAUUUUUUUGAUAAAUUUGGAUGGUUCCUCAUAAAGCUGGAAAUGGAGUCACAUUAGUAUUGUUCUACAGGAAUACAUUUGCUAUCCAGAAGAAUAGUGUAGUUAUGCACAGUAAUGAGAUAAAUAUAGAUUACCCUCCCUUUCUUAUUUUGAUUACUUAGGCUGCAGUGGUUCACAAAUAUAUAACACAAUAUUCAAAAUUAAUAUUAACAAAAUUGUUGAGUAUGCUAAAGCUUAUUAUGUUACUGUGGUUGAAUAAUUUCUUUCUUGCAUUUAAAAUGUAUUAUUUAUAUUCUAUUCUCCAUUAUAAGUAUGAAAAAUUGUUUCAGUCUCUGUGCACUACAUAAUGAUAGAAUGCAAAUUAUUUCUGUAGCAACAGGAUCUCCUAUCAAACACAGAGAAUCAUUUGACUACAUUUAAACUUGGGCACUGGAUGCCAUGUUUAUUUUAAGUGCACUUCUCUUUAUUUUCUUAUUUCUCACCUACAUGUUCCCUUUCAGCACAUAUUACUCUUUAUAUUCAAAUUUAUAACUCUUUUAGAAAUUUAUGUUCUCGUGUAAUAAGAACUCUAUUUAACAACACAGGAAAGUGUUGCAAUAAGCUAUAUUAUCCAGUCACCUUCUAAAACCACAAAGGAUGAUUUUUGAAGAUGAAAAGGGAUGAGAAAAAUAGGCUUUGACUUCCAUGCGGUAAAGGCACUGUGAUUCCAGCUGUCCUUGAAUUCUUCUGGAUUUGUUAGCCAGUUAUUGAGGAAGAUCUGUGCUCUGAGACUGACAGACAUAAUUUGUGUAAUACAUUAAGCCAUAAUCUUUGAAGCAGCUAGCUGUAAACUGAGAUCAUCCUUAAACUAGCAUAGAGUGCACUUCUGCUCUUUGCCCUUGAACAACAACUAUAAGGUAAAUGCACAAGUGACAUCCCAUUCAGUCUGCACUUAUAGGGGACAGACACCUGCAACAAUCCUUUCCCCACAGUUUCUUGGUUUUUUAUCUGUAUGUUUUGGUCUUGCUAAAAAGACAUUAAGUUUUAAUGAACUGACACAGAAUGUCCAGGGAAAAGAGCCACAAAAGCUGUAAAGAGAAAAACGUUAGGAAAAAACUCCAUUUCACAAGGGCUUCUAAAGGUAAAGCCUUAUAAAGGUAUUGUGAGAGAGACAACAAGAGGCUGAUGGAGAGGAAGGAAGGCCUCAGAUUUGGGUGCAAUCUUCUGCUAACUUUUGCCCUUGUCUCACUUCCCAUUUCAUAAUGUGAGAGCUCUUUCCUGCAAUCUCCUUCUGCAAGUUUUCAAACGAAACACCCUUCCUUCUUUCCCAGUCUUGCAUCUUCUACCAUCCCAUUUAACACAGUUAUUUCCAUUUACCAUUUCAUCACUUAUCCUAACAGGACUGGAAUAAAACCUCCUGCUUAAUUAGGCUGUGAUUUUGGCAAGCAUAAGGAACUUCUUAACAGAAGGCCUGAAAUCCUAUCAUUAUCUAUUACCAGAAAAUGGUUUGUAAAACACUUGCUAAUGGUUGACAAUGAAUGGAGAAAUAUUGCUUAUAUGAGACUUGAUUUGAGUGUGCUGGCUUAACCAAAUAUGUUAACUCUACACACAAGUCCGUGAACUUUUGGAACUAUUGAUGUGCUUAAAAAUUUUGGUGCAUCAGGAUACAGUUCCUCAC